AUGACUCUCUUCCUCUCCACUGUACUAGAAACUGUUUCAGUCGUACAAAGGCAAAAUAUAUCAAUGAGGUUCACAGGCGCGCAUGUGAUAACAAGGCAUAUUGCCACCUUUCCUGAACGUACUUCCUUCCUGCCCAUCGAAUCGGCUGCUUGUUUAUUUAAUGUUGUAUCAUGUUGCAAUCUAAACUCAUCUCAGCUUGGUCUAUGGAAAGUUAUGAAAUGUGAUACCGUGGGUAGAACGGCGGAGACUCUCAAUGUCACACAAGAGGAGAUCGAGAGACUCAACCCGGGUUUGAUGCCUUGGUUUAUUACACCGGGCGGUCUCUAUACAGUACCGUAUAACCCAGUCAUACAAUCUCCGGCGACAUGGUCUACAACUCAGAAUUGCACGCCUGUGCUUCAAAUAGGGUACACAGAAUGCAGUCAAUUUCGCUCCACCAGAACAUCAGGUUCCUUGGCUGAGAAAAAUACUCAGAUUACGACUGCGAAAAGCACAAAUAAAGAUGGUGCAACUAAAACUUCUAUGUCUAUUAUAGUGACUCCAGCAACAGUGUCCCCUGCCCCUUCUAUCAUGCAAACAGGCAGCCCCCUCUGCUAUCGUGAUGGCAAGCGCGCUAAUGAAGAAGCCGUUGUCAUGGAAUUUGUAGCCGAUUUUGCUUGCAAGGCUAUGAUUAACGAGAAAGUCACUUUACAAGAUGAAAUAGACAAUCGCUCCAUCCUCAUGGCUUUUGGGAAUGAAGAUGAUUUGCAUCAUUAUUUUAGCAUACGCUGGACGGCUGAUUGCACAAGUCCACAAAAUGUAACACACAGCUGUUCGCAGAUCAUGUAUAAAAAUUGGGAAGUUUGUAAGUGA
This is a messenger RNA of Trichoderma asperellum CBS 433.97, 852 nucleotides long. Lineage: Eukaryota; Fungi; Ascomycota; Sordariomycetes; Hypocreales; Hypocreaceae. The record is from RefSeq and is a predicted model, not a curated record.